Phytophthora sojae is the source of this 600-nucleotide messenger RNA. RefSeq lists its product as hypothetical. Bases 1 to 600 code for a protein of 199 amino acids. The transcript has a single exon. The record is from RefSeq and is a predicted model, not a curated record. Gene Ontology annotation, cellular component: membrane. Lineage: Eukaryota; Oomycota; Peronosporomycetes; Peronosporales; Peronosporaceae.
AUGGCGCGUGGAGAUAUGAUGCGCUGUUCGCGGUCGCUGCUCCGGUUCUUCGACUUCGCCUUGUCACUGGUGGCGCUGGCCACGGUGUCGCGCGCCUUCGUGGGGGCCUCGUACUACGGGUACUCGAGCAUGCUGGGCAGUCGAGCGGCGACGUACACGACGCUCGUCACCUACACGGGAAUGCUGGUGGGGCUGUUCUUCCUCCUGGUGGUCGAGGUGAUGCGGUUCUACCCGCGACCGACGCCACGCUUCGUCGAGCCGCUCAUCGAUCUCAUCCUCGCAGCCAUGCUGGUUGUGGCUGGAAUCGUGCUGGUUGUGUCGGACUACGUGGCCAACUGCUCCGUGUACAGCUACAUGCUGCGCUGCAACGAGUUGAAGACCGCGGUGGUGUUCACGUUCCUCGCGUCGUUCUCGUACUUCGUCACCUUCCUGUUCGACUGCUGCGAGAGCUCCAUGGGCCCGCGCCGUCAGGGGCGAGCCAACAGCGAUUCCGACGGUGACGCGGGAGGGCACCACAACGAGGGCGCGGGUGGGGACUACCACGGGGAAGCCACCCCAACGGGGGCGGGGACACCGAAAGAUGCAUCCACCCGUGUGUAA